Mobula hypostoma (lesser devil ray) is the source of this 1002-nucleotide messenger RNA. RefSeq names its product probable G-protein coupled receptor 139. Bases 1 to 1002 code for a protein of 333 amino acids. Gene Ontology annotation, biological process: phospholipase C-activating G protein-coupled receptor signaling pathway. Gene Ontology annotation, cellular component: plasma membrane. The transcript has 2 exons. NCBI's taxonomy places the organism in Eukaryota, Metazoa, Chordata, Chondrichthyes, Myliobatiformes, Myliobatidae. Gene Ontology annotation, molecular function: G protein-coupled receptor activity. The record is from RefSeq and is a predicted model, not a curated record.
AUGCGUCGACCGCCGAUCCUACAGAUGAAAUACGGUUGCUACCCUUUUCUAGUGGUGUUUGGUUUACCCGCCAAUUUGUUAACAAUUAUUAUUCUCUCCCGGGGAAAAUGCGGUCUUUCCAAAUGCAUCUCUGCCUACAUGACGAUGAUGGCUGUGGCAGAUUUAUUGGUCAUUCUCAUCAAUGUCCUUGUCUAUGAGAUUUUAAUAUUCCGCCUGUCAAAUUCAUUUCUGCAUUAUACGGAAGUCCUUAAAGCCACGGUCUACCUGGUGGCAGUCACUCUGGAACUAUCACUGUGGUACACCGUGGCCUUCACCGGUGAUCGAUAUGUUUCCAUAUGCUGUCAGAAGUUUAAAACAAAAUACUGCAGAGUGAAGAUUGCCAGAAUUCUGGCGGCAGUAAUACUGGCAGUAGCUUGUUUGGAGAAUAUACCCUUCUUGUUUGCAUUGCAGCCUCAACAAAUAGUUGGAAAUAUUUCUUGGGGUAUUCUCCCGAAAUUGGACAUCUUAAACUCUCCAACUUUUGUCGCGUUCAGCAGAUUCAAAUCCUUUCGAAACUUGCUGUGCGUAUUUGGUUUAAUAUUUCUAUUUAAUGCGAUGACAGCCAGGCUUAUCUUAGUGGCCAGCAAAUCUCGGAGGGGCUUCCGAAUCCAUAAAAGUACGACUGAACGUGACACGGAAAUGGAGAACAGAAAAAAGGGCAUCAUGUUACUGUUCUGUGUGUCGGGCAGCUUCAUGCUAUUUUGGCUGCCGUCGACAGUGACCAAUUUUAUCGUUAAUCUAACCAUGUUUUCUGAUCGCGACUAUUACUCUGCCCGAUAUUUCGCUGCUCAAACCGGGACUCUGCUCACGAACAUGAGUUCCUGUAUAAACACGUGCACUUAUGCAACGACCCAAACUAACUUCAGGGGAGAGUUGAAGUCGUUGAUAAUGUCUCCUUGGACGCUGAUACGGGCAUUGACCAAGACAAAUGUAAGUUCAUCUAAGGCUCUCUCCCCUAAGUAG